Eriocheir sinensis (Chinese mitten crab) is the source of this 1472-nucleotide messenger RNA. Its product is annotated as carbohydrate sulfotransferase 10-like. Lineage: Eukaryota; Metazoa; Arthropoda; Malacostraca; Decapoda; Varunidae. The coding region runs from base 213 to 1457 and encodes 414 amino acids. Gene Ontology annotation, molecular function: sulfotransferase activity. The record is from RefSeq and is a predicted model, not a curated record. The transcript is spliced from 9 exons. Gene Ontology annotation, biological process: carbohydrate biosynthetic process. Gene Ontology annotation, cellular component: membrane.
AGAUGUUGGAGCCUACCCACUUCGCUUUAGCGGGUGCCAGCGAAGCUUACUACUUUAUCAUCAUCGUCACCACAAUGAAAAAGCAAAAGGUGUUGACGAAAAAAUUCACACGAAAAGUCGCCCGCGCUCCACGUCAUGGCUGGUGCAGUUCCGCGACAGCUCCGUCAGCGCAUCGUCUUGUGGACUAACGGAGGAGGGCGGCGUUUGGAUACAUGGAGCCUCACCCUGCCCGUCCUCGAGUCAUCGCCGCCACUUGUGCGAUGCUGACCAACAUGCGAUCCUGGAUGCGGUACCUCCUCUAUGUGGCCGCCGUGCUCCUCUCCGUGUCCCUGUGGAUGGCGAAGUACAACGAGCUUAAGACAAACCCGAAGGCUACAUACAUCUUAUUGAACCCUCAACCCCGAGCUGAAGGCCUUCUCAAUGUCCCGGUACAUCUAGAUAAUGAUUCGUCCCACACUUCAAAUGGAGCAACAUCGCGACACAGGACGGGGAAGGAAAUACAAAAACAACAGACUGAAUCAAGUUAUUCCUCGGAGAGCUUUAGCCCCACUGACACAUCCCCGCAGGGGCCCACAGCAGGUCGCACUACUCCGCGAAGUCAUGAAGUGGACGAGUCUUUUAUGCGUGAGAGAGAGAAGGUGUACCAGGAGCGGCGGCAGCGCGUGCAGGCAGUGUGUAAGCAGCUCGGGGCCACUGGCUCCUACGGCUCCGUGAGGCGCGCCCCGCUACACCGCCUGCGCUGGCUCUCCUCCCACCGCCUCGUCAUGUGCUUCAACGCCAAGGUAGGCACCACCACCUGGACGCAGUACUUGCUGGAGAGGAAGGACCCGAGCUUGCUGAAGAGAACACAAAACUGGCACAACACGGCCAAACGCGUCCUGAAACCCCCGUACGAGCGUGACAGCCCCGAAGCCUUAGCGAUGAUGAAUGACUUUGGAAAGAUAAUGAUCGUGAGGCAUCCAUUCGUCCGCCUCGUGUCUGCCUACCUCGACAAGAUGAGGGGCACCGAGUUCCUAGGGUUACGGCGCCGCAUCGUCGCUCAGUUUCGAUCAGUCUCCUCCUCCUCCAACUCCUCCUCCCCCUCCAACUCCUCCUCGUCCACGUCCCCGCUCCACCCCACCUUCGUGGAGUUUGUACGAUUCCUCAUCGCCAAGACGCCACCCGGGGACGACGUCACCACCAAGCGCCUUCGAGGUUCCAAAAACGUCCACUGGGCUCCCUUCCACGUUAACUGCGCCCCAUGUGACAUUGACUACGACGUGAUACUUAACAUGGAGACCAUCAACGAGGAUACGAGGUAUGUGAGUGAACGGUUCCGUCUCGGGCUGCAGGAAGGCGUCUGGAAAAACCGUGCCAAAACCAACUCAACGGAAGUCACCGCCCUUGGCCUGUUCAAGGUGUGUUUCUUGCUUCUCUUGGCAAAUCAGCAAUGCCUUCACUGUAGAAUCAUCAACUGAAUUAUCUCUUUACAU